Messenger RNA from Vanessa atalanta (red admiral), 681 nucleotides. RefSeq lists its product as uncharacterized. The record is from RefSeq and is a predicted model, not a curated record. Bases 140 to 559 code for a protein of 139 amino acids. Gene Ontology annotation, cellular component: nucleus. Gene Ontology annotation, molecular function: DNA binding. Gene Ontology annotation, biological process: DNA replication; DNA repair; DNA recombination. The transcript has a single exon. Lineage: Eukaryota; Metazoa; Arthropoda; Insecta; Lepidoptera; Nymphalidae.
GUCAAAUGACAAAUGUCAAUUAUUAUCAUUGCUGAUUAGAAUGUUACAAACAGGAAAUUAACUUUUAAAAUAAGUGUAGUCAUCCUCAUCAACGAAAACUAACUAUUAUUAUUUUUUGUUAAUAUUAUUAUUUGUAAAUAUGGGAGAUCGAGACGAUUUUGAAGACCAACAGUACCCAGAUAACGACGAAUUCAUCCCGUAUGUGACAGCCGGUAACUUAGCUCAGCGAAAUGGCGCCAAAAUUAGCCUUUGGGGAAAAGUUACAAAAGUUUCGGCCAGCGAAGGUUUUUAUGUUAAAACAGUAGAUGACCAGGAAUUACUAAUAAGAUUGAAGAAACCAUUGAACGAACCUUUAGAAGGCUGGUACGAGAUACAUGGAGUAUCGCAAGGUAAAAGUGUGCUUUGUGAAGAAUAUGUGCCAUUGUCAGGUGAAAUGACAAAGAAUAUUGAUAUCGAAGGUCACAAAAGCUUGGCUAAGUUGCUAUCAGCACUCGACGAUCCGUGGAACUUAGGUAACGAAGAAUCGGAAGCUAUGCUCGGCGUUACACCCAUGAAAUAACAACUGGUUCAAGUUGGAGUAAAAUAAAUACAAUAAAUAUAAUAAUAUUAAAAUUGUUUAUUCACACACAUUUGUUAUUAUAAUACAUUAAGCAAGUUAAUUAUAUAAAUAAAGUUAUACAC